AUGGUCACCUUGAUCAUCUCAACCCUCACCUUCCCCCCUGGGUUUGGACAGUUCAUGGCUGGACAGGUCAGUAGUUCCAUUUUUUUUAUAUCUGCGUCUGUCAACAACAAUGUGUAUGAUACACCUUUCAAAGUAUUGAAACAGAGAUGCAUUUCAAUUGUCUAAAGCAGCCUCCUCUCCUCGUCCCCUUCCCUUCAUUUUCUCUUUUGUGAAUGGACCUGUCCUGUGUUGUCUUCACCUAUCCUAACCUCUUAGAUCAGCGAAGGGAAGGAGAUAAGGAAAGGAAGCCAAUUUAGACUAUUGAGAUUGAUACAGUAUAUCCCAGUCCUAACAGUUGUGUCUCUCCUUGUCUCCUCAGCUGACGCAGCAUGAGUCCCUGGUGGCGUUGUUGGACAACCGCACAUGGUGUCGCCAGGGUGUUGCCGAGGAGUUUGACUACAUCAGCCACUCCCACGCCUGGAAACACCCCCAGGUCAAUGUCUUCAUCACUCUCAUCUUCUUCAUCGUGAUGAAGGUACGUGUGUGUUGUUUUAAAAUGGAGAGUGUUUUUGUGCGUGGGUUUAGGAGAGGCGAGUCUGAUUUGUUUGUGAUUGUCUGAUUGUGUUGGUGUGAAAAUUAGGAUAUUAUGCCUCUUCUGUGUCUAUUCUCAGUUUCCGGCCAUCUACACAAAUUCGCUCGGCAGAACACCCCUUCUCUCUCCCACUUUCUCCGCUCUUUCUAGCUCCUCUCUUCGGAGAUCUUCUCUUUUCCUCUCUCUACUCUCUCUCUCUCUCUCUCUCUCUCUCUCUCUCUCUCUCCUCUCUAUCUCUCUUUCUCUCUCUCUCUCUCUCUCUCUAUCUCUCUCUCUCUACUCUUCUCUUCUCUCUCUCUCGCUUCUCUCUCUCUUCGCUUCUCUUCUCUCUUAGUUAUGGAUGUUCUGCAGUAGCUACCACCAUGCCUUGUACCAUGUGGGGCCUUUCAAGCCAGUUUUUCCUCAUUGGUAAGUCACUUGCUGUGUGCGAAUGUAUGUAUUUAGCCAUGCACACUAAAAACACCUGCAUGUACACAAACAAUUUAUUUGUGUGAUGUGAAAGAGAGGCUGCAGGCAUUUUUAUUUGGAUUGUUUGGGCACAGCAUUGGGCGGGGCUCUCGUAGGAGAGACCAUGGCAGUCAUUGUUCCCUAGAUGGCAUCAGCCGAUGGCAGUAGUUGUCUCUUAUUAUCCCAUUCAUAGUUGCAUGGAGGGGCUACUUAUGCUGUAGUGGGUGAGUUAGAGUGAUUUGUAGAAGUAGUGGAUGUCUCUGUAUCUCACUCCACCAGUUGCAUUCAAACUAACCUGUUUUGUUUUCUUUAGGCUCCAUUACGGCUCUAACGUGUCCGCUUAUCACUGAAACCAAAUGUGAGACUGAACUUCUUCAUAGGCUCUAUCUUGGCUCUUUCUGUUCUCUGAAGUGAUCGAAACUGGAGGCUGGUGUGAUGCCAAAGCUAUUUUUGUCAAUUGUGCUAUCUUAUUGAAUGUGACUGAUGAAAAUGAAUUCUGCUACGAUAGAAAAGUCAGCAGGUUUUGGGUUGAAAUAAAAAAAAAUCAGGUUCUCAUUGAUUUCUUGUUUAGUGGGCCAUAAGCGAUACAUGACCUUGAACAAUCCAUUAAAAAUGUUGGACAUGAAAGACUUGUUGGAUAAAUGUGACUAGUGCAAUCACAAAUCACUAGCUUGUGCUUUCAUUUGUUUUGUUGUUUAGAACAGUGAAGAUAACAAAUACACUUGAAAUAUGCAUUAACAAGUUUGGACACACCUACUCAUUCAAGGGUUUUUCUUUAUUUUUACUAUUUUACACAUACAGUGCUAUGAAAAAGUAUUUGCCCCUUUUCUAAUUUUCUCUAUCAUAUUUGUGAUACUAAAUGUUAUCAGAUCUUCAACCCAAACCUAAUAUUAGAUCAAGGGAACAUAAGUGAACAAAUAACACAACAAUUACAUAUUUAUUUCAUUUAUUUCAUAAACAAAGUAUGCAACACCCAAUUCCCCUGUGUGAAAAAGUAAUUGCCCCCUUACACUCAAUAACUGGUUGUGCCACCUUUAGCUGCAAUGACUCCAAUCAAAUGCUUCCUGUAGUUGUUGAUCAGUCUCUCACGUCGCUGUGGGGGAAUUUUGGCCCACUCUUCCAUGCAGAACUGCUUUAACUCAGUGACGUGUGGAUUUUCAAGCAUGAACUGCUCGUUUCAAGUCCUGCCACAACAUCUCAAUUGGGAUUGGGUCUGGACUUUGACUAGGCCAUUCCAAAACUUCCAAUUUGUUGCUUUUUAGCAAUUUUCAUGUAGACUUGAUUGUGUGUUUUGGAUCAUUGUCUUGCUGCAUGACCCAGCUGCGCUUCAGCUUCAGCUCACAGACGGAUGGUCUGACGUUCUCCUGUAGAAUUCUCUGAUACAGAGCAGAAUUCAUGGUUCCUUCUAUUAAGGCAAGUCGUCCAGGUCCUGAGGCAGCAAAGCAUCCCCAAACCAUCACACCACCACCACCAUGCUUGACCUUUGGUAUGAUGUUCUUACUGUGGAAUGCAGAGUUUGGUUUUCGCACUUGAAGAAACUUUCAAAGUUCUUGAAAUGUUCCGUAUUUGCCUGACCUUCAUGUCUUAAAGUAAUGAUGGACUGUCGUUUCUCUUUGCUUAUUUGAGUUGUUCUUACCAUAAUAUGGACUUGGUCUUUUACCAAAUAAGGCUAUCUUCUGUACCUUGUCAUAACAUAACUGAUUGGAAGGAAAGAAAGAAAUUCCACAAAUUAACUUUUAAGAAGGCAAACCUGUUAAUUGAAAUGCAUUCCAGGUGACUACCUCAUGACGCUGGUUGAGAGAAUGCCAAGAGUGUGCAAAGCUGUCAUCAAGGAAAAGGGUGGCUAUUUGAAGAAUCUCAAAUAUAAAAUAUAGUGUUAUUUAAUAGUUUUGAUGUCUUCACUAUUAUUCUACAAUGUAAAAAUAAAGAAAAACCCUUGAAUGAGUAGGUGUGUCCAAACUUUCUGUAGUUGUAUGUAUGUCUAGGGAGGCUGUGGAAAGCAAAAAGAGUGGGGAAAAAAAAUAUUUAGUCAGCCACCAAUUGUGCAAGUUCUCCCACUUAAAAAGAUGAGAGAGGCCUGUAGUUUUCAUCAUAGGUACACGUCAACUAUGACAGACAAAAUGAGAAUUUUUUUUCCAGAAAAUCACAUUGUAGGAUUUCUAAUGAAUUUAUUUGCAAAUUAUGGUGGAAAAUAAGUAUUUGGUCAAUAACAAAAGUUUCUCAAUACUUUGUUAUAUACCCUUUGUUGGCAAUGACACAGGUCAAACGUUUUCUGUAAGUCUUCACAAGGUUUUCACACACUGUUGCUGGUAUUUUGGCCCAUUCCUCCAUGCAGAUCUCCUCUAGAGCAGUGAUGUUUUGGGGCUGUCGCUGGGCAACACAGACUUUCAACUCCCUCCAAAGAUUUUCUAUGGGGUUGAGAUCUGGAGACUGGCUAGGCCACUCCAGGACCUUGAAAUGCUUCUUACGAAGCCACUCGGUGUGUUUGGGAUCAUUGUCAUGCUGAAAGACCCAGCCACGUUUCAUCUUCAAUGCCCUUGCUGAUGGAAGGAGGUUUUCACUCAAAAUCUCACGAUACAUGGCCCCAUUCAUUCUUUCCUUUACACGGAUCAGUCGUCCUGGUCCCUUUGCAGAAAAAACAGCCCCAAAGCAUGAUGUUUCCACCCCCAUGCUUCACAGUAGGUAUGGUGUUCUUUGGAUGCAACUCAGCAUUCUUUGUCCUCCAAACACGACGAGUUGAGUUUUUACCAAAAAGUUAUAUUUUGGUUUCAUCUGACCAUAUGACAUUCUCCCAAUCCUCUUCUGGGUCAUCCAAAUGCACUCUAGCAAACUUCAGACGGGCCUGGACAUGUACUGGCUUAAGCAGGGGGACACGUCUGGCACUGCAGGAUUUGAGUCCCUGGCGGCGUAGUGUGUUACUGAUGGUAGGCUUUGUUACUUUGGUCCCAGCUCUCUGCAGGUCAUUCACUAGGUCCCCCCGUGUGGUUCUGGGAUUUUUGCUCACCGUUCUUGUGAUCAUUUUGACCCCACGGGGUGAGAUCUUGCGUGGAGCCCCAGAUCGAGGGAGAUUAUCAGUGGUCUUGUAUGUCUUCCAUUUCCUAAUAAUUGCUUCCACAGUUGAUUUCUUCAAACCAAGCUGCUUACCUAUUUCAGAUUCAGUCUUCCCAGCCUGGUGCAGGUCUACAAUUUAGUUUCUGGUGUCCUUUGACAGCUCUUUGGUCUUGGCCAUAGUGGAGUUUGGAGUGUGACUGUUUGAGGUUGUGGACAGGUGUCUUUUAUACUGAUAACAAGUUCAAACAGGUGCCAUUAAUACAGGUAACGAGUGGAGGACAGAGGUGCCUCUUAAAGAAGAAGUUACAGGUCUGUGAGAGCCAGAAAUAUUGCUUGUUUGUAGGUGACCAAAUACUUAUUUUCCACCAUAAUUUGCAAAUAAAUUCAUAAAAAAUCCUACAAUGUGAUUUUCUGGAGAAAAAAAAUCUCAAUUUGUCUGUCAUAGUUGACGUGUACCUAUGAUGAAAAUUACAGGCCUCUCUCAUCUUUUUAAGUGGGAGAACUUGCACAAUUGGUGGCUGACUAAAUACUUUUUUUCCCCACUGUAAAUGUCACUUUCCACCACAUUGGACAAUAAAAGCCAUAUUCAUCAUCGUCAUCAUCCAGACUCUGUGUAUUCCUCCUCCCCAGGUGCGGCGGCGUUGUCGGGGGCGGUGACUCACACGGUGUCGACGGCGGUCAUCGUGUUUGAGCUGACGGGUCAGAUCAGCCACAUCCUGCCGGUGAUGAUAGCGGUGAUCCUGGCCAACGCCGUAGCCCAGUCCCUCCAGCCCUCGCUAUAUGACUCUAUCAUCAGGAUCAAGAAACUACCCUACCUCCCUGAGCUGGGUAUGGGGCACCACGAGUGAGUCUGUCUUUCCAUCUGUUUGUGUCUCAAUCUCCCUCACUUGAUAUUAUACUCCCUCUAUUCUUUCUUAUUUCUUUUCAACUUCCGGACAUUAUUUAUUUUCCUGUUUUUCCCCAUUUUCCUCCUUUAUCUCCUCUUUCAUUCUUACCCUACCCCCCUCUUCUCCUCCCCUGCUCCUUCAGGAAGUAUAACGUCCGUGUGGAGGACAUCAUGGUUAGAGACGUGCGUUACAUCACUCUCUCCUCCUCUUAUCGUGACAUACAGGAGGUCCUGCUGACUGGACAGCUCAAAACACAGGCCCUGGUCGAGUCCACGGGUAAGGGUGUGUGUAUAGUCUGCUAUAAUUUAAAGAUGCAUCCUUCCUCCAUUACACAUUGUCACUCUACUGCUUCAUCUGAUCUCAUGUCUUUCACUUCUUCCAGCUUUUUGACUUUGUGUCAUUUCCAUCUAUUAUGUUAUUCUGCUUAGUAAUCUCCCUUACUGUUUAAUCGUCAUAAGCUAUCUUUUAUCAUCUCUUUUUGUUAUCUUAUCACUCUCCCAUAUCAACUUGCUUUUGAUCGGUUGUUGUGCAUUUUCUCUUGUGUGUGUCCCAAUUUUUUUGUGCUGCAUCUGAUUGCUUGCAGGUCGACACGUUGCAUGGAAUUCGGAAGCAAAAAGGGGCGGAGGCCGAUGGCGAUGCGCCCUUGUGUAGAAUAGGAUCCGGGGAGCGGGGGAAGAGAGCCCGGCCAGCGCAGAGGGGCUGGGCAACGGAGAUGAGAAAAGAGAGAAAGAAGGAAUAAAGAAAGAGAAAAGAAAGAAAGCAAUAUCUCCACAUCAAUAUCUAUUCUAAAAAUAAUCUAAAAAUGCACGAUAUCAAUAUAAAAAGUAAGAAGCGAAAAUAACAAGAGAAGAGAGAAAAAACAGGAAGAGAGAGAAAAAGGGAAGGAAGAGAGAAAGAACAAAAAGGAGGAGAAACGGGAAAGAAGAACUAGACAAACAGGAGCGGGAGAGAAAAGAGACAAAGAGUAGAAAAAGAGGUGAAAAAUAAAGAGAAGAAAAGAGGAAGGAGUACCUAUAGAGGAGAUCAAAUGCGCGAAAAGCAAAGAAGAAAAGAAGAGAGAGCGCUAGAAAACGGAGAGCAAAAAGAGAUACAGAAAGCGAGAGAAAAAGAAAAGAGAGAAACCCUAGCGAGCACGAGAAGAAAAAGAAAGAGAGAGAAGCAAAGGAAGCGAGCGAAACAGGCCAGAACAGAGAAAAAGCGCGGAAAAUAAAGAGAGACGACCUACGAGAGCGCAACGCAAUAGAGAGAAAACCUGCAUCAAGAGAACAAUACCCUCUCUCUCCCCCUUCCUCUCUCUCCACCUCCCUCUCUCCCUCUUUCUCUUUCUCUUUCUCUCUGUCCUCCAGACUCUAUGAUCCUGUUGGGUUCUAUAGAGCGCUCCCAGCUCCAGUCACUCCUGUCCCUCCAGCUGGGUCCAUUGCGCAGGCUAGACCACCUCCAGAGGCACGCCCAGGACAAUGGCACACACACACACACACUGGACAUACACACACACCUGGCCAGCCUGGGCACCAUGGACAAUCCCCUAAGCCCACCCUGCACACACACACACACCAAUGCCUCCAAUACCAGCGCACACCAUGGGGUCCGCUUUCUGGUGAGUGUUACGGAGGUGAGUCGGACUCACGCUCGCGUGAUGAGGUAGCACUGCCUGCGACUUAAAGUCACUGUCACCCUCGAGGGUGGGGGGUAGGUAGGGAAGUUAUGUGUGAAGUUCAUUACAUGUAAUGUGUGGAUAUGUGUUGGGAUGGACUUACAUUGGUUACAGUAAAUGUGUGAGUGAAGUAAGUGUUUUAGGGGUAUUACAGAGUGUGGUGUGGGUUGGUUUGGUGUAUUUGGUAGGGGACGUCUGUGAAGUUUGUCUGAUUUCAGUAUGUGGGGGAUCUUCAGUACUUCAGCAUGCCUUCUACUGUCUACAGUACCUCUAACCACUGUGUAUGUGUGCUGUGUGUGUGUUUGUGUUUGUGUGCGUACGUCUGUGCCUGUACGUGUGCGUGCAUGCAUGUAUCAUGUGUAGAGCUGUGGUGGUCAUUACAUUUUGUCAGCCGGUUAUUGUCAUAUUAAUGCCUGCCGGUCUCACGGUAAAUUACUGAUAAUUAACUAACACGUUUGGCAUCUCAGGCCUCCAGGCAUACAAGCCGCUGAUACGCGCCUUUGGAACAUCUACAUUUUAAAAAAGUAUAAUAAAUCCAGUUAAUGUACACCAUCACAAUAAAUCAAUUAUUUAUUUUAGGCAGGUCUAAACAAACAUGAUAUUGUCGUGACGUGACUUACUUUAAUGUAUGACUGUUAUUUAUCGAAUCAACUAACUAUGUUUAAUUGUCACUCGAUUCAAUUAAUCAUGUAACAAUUAACUCAUUAGGAAUUUGGGGCUCCACGGAAGAAGUUGUUUAACGAGUUACCAUCUCCCGAAUUAAACUCUUAGAAGAUAUAUGUUAUAUAUCAUUUACAUUUUAGUCAUUUAGCAGACGCUCUUAUCCAGAGCGACUUACAGUUAGUGAUUACAUAUAUAUAUUUUUUUUAUACUGGCCCCCCGUGGGAAUCGAACCCAUAACCCUGGCGUUGCAAACGCCAUGCUCUAUCAACUGAGCUACAUCCCUGCCGGCCAUUCCCUCCCCUACCCUGGACGACGCUGGGACAAUUGUGCGCCACCCAUGAGUCUCCCGGUCGCGGCCGGCUGCGACAGAGCCUGGAUUCGAACCAGGAUCUCUAGUGGCACAGUUAGCACUGCGAUGCAGUGCCUUAGACCACUGCGCCACUCAGGAGUUCAUAUCGAUAACAGUCACUAAUUAAAUAAUUACCUCUUAUCAGUCUCAUUCUGAACGUUGCAUAAUCCUUGAACCUGCAAGAACCCUAACCUUAUUGAUGAAUCAGCAAUACACAAAUUGUCUUAAAUAUUUAUUUACUAACUAACUAAAUAAUAACACCGAAUACACACACACACAGGUUAUUGAUUACUAACGUAAUACAAUGAGAACAGGACCCUAGUGGACUGGACGAACAAUAGCAUGAAUGAUUGGGUAGAAGGAGGGUCAGAGUGGAAGGGAGAGACAGAGAUUCAAACUAUCGUUGUUACUUUGGAAACUACACUCACGGAAAUACAAAUGCUUAGAACCCUAAUAACCGCUCAUUCGGAUUAGAAAUGCAACUUGUAUUUACGUGUAGCUGUCUUCGAUAGUUGAGUUGAUGAUGUAGGACUCUCGUUUGCCCACCAGAGAUCCCAAUGUCCAUGGUAGAGUUUCUGGUCGUAGUGGUGAUUAGAAUGGAUACUUCAGCGUACCCUGUAGUUCGUAGAGUUGAUAGAAUAGAUACUUCAGAUGUACCAACGGUUGUCUGAGAGGGAUUGUCCUUCCCAACUUGUGUCUUUAGUGAAAGUUCUCUAGAUGACUAUACAUGCCAGCUGCAGACUGAGAUGAUAAGGUCUAGUGUGUUGUCUUCUUCUUCACCUCGUGUAGAGGUUGAGAGUUUCAGAGUUUCAUCAUUUUGCCAUAUUCAGCUCGCACUGUAUGUCGGCUGGUCUGUAGAGUACCAACCAUUUUAAGCCGUGGGGCUUCCUGGUCUAAUGUUAAUUUGUUUUUCAAGGCUUUUUAUGCCCUCGGGGUAAAAGGGGUGUUCCAUCAUGUUUGUGCUCAUCUGGGCGUGGCCAUUGACUGAGAACAAAUCAAUAUGGAAAACAGUCAUCUCAUCUAGAAUGCUACAAUCACAUUGUUAUCUUCACAAAAGUUGUAUUAUACUUAAUCAUUAGUUUUAUACAACAAUUAGAUGCAAACCUCAUAACUGGGAAGUGUACACCCCCAGAGAUACAGUUAUGUUGUUCCAACGUCUUUAAUGACAUCACAACAUAGUAACGAAUUUGACAUGAUUGUUCUUUAAGUCCCCACCGACCAUUUCCCAGAUGUUCUUUAAAAGCGCUUUCCUCUCCAUCUUAAAUAAGCAUGCCCCAUUCAAAAAAUUUAGAACUAAGAACAGAUAUAGCCCCUGGCUCACCCCAGACUUGACUGCCCUUGACCAGCACAAAAACAUCCUGUGACGUACUGCAUUAGCAUCGAACAGCCCCCGCGAUAUGCAACUUUUCAGGGAAGUCAGGAACCAAUAUACACAAUCAGUUAGGAAAGCAAAGGCUAGCUUUUUCAAACAGAAAUGUGCAUCCUGUAGCACUAACUCCAAAAGGUUUUGGGUCACUGUAAAGUCCAUGGAGAAUAAGAGCACCUCCUCCCAGCUGCCCACUGCACUGAGGCUAGGAAACACUGUCACCACAGAUAAAUCUACGAAAUCGAGAAUUUCAAUAAGCAUUUUGCUACGGCUGGCCAUGCUUUCCACCUGGCUACCCCUACCCCGGCCACCAGCUCUGCACCCGCCGCUGCAACUUGCCCAUGCCCACCCCGCUUCUCCUUCACCCAAAUUCAGAUAGCUGAUGUUCUGAAAGAGCUGCAAAAUCUGGACCCAUACAAAUCAGCUGGGCUAGACAAUCUGGACCCUUUCUUUUUAAAAUUAGCCGCCAAAAUUGUAGCAACCCCUAUUACUAGCCUGUUCAACCUCUCUUUCGUAUCAUCUGAGAUCCCCAGAGAUUUGAAAGCUGCCGCGGUCAUCCCCCUCUUCAAAGGGGGUGACACUCUAGAUCCAAACCGUUACAGCCCUAUAUCCAUCCUGCCCUGCCUUUCGAAAGUAUUUGAAAGCCAAGUUAACAAACAGAUCACCGACCAUUUCGAAUCCCACCGUACCUUCUCCGCUAUGCAAUCUGGUUUCCGAGCUGGUCAUGGGUGCACCUCAGCCACGCUCAAGGUACUAAACGAUAUUAUAACCGCGACCGAUAAAAGACAGUACUGUGCAGCCGUCUUCAUCGACCUGGCCAAGGCUUUCGACUCUGUCAAUCACCGCAUUCUUAUUGGCAGACUAAAUAGCCUUGGUUUCUCAAAUGACUGCCUCGCCUGGUUCACCAACUACUUCUCAGAUAGAGUUCAAUGUGUCAAAUCGGAGGGCCUGUUGUCUGGACCUCUGGCAGUCUCUAUGGGGGUGCCACAGGGUUCAAUUCUCGGGCCGACUCUAUUAUCUGUGUAUAUCAAUGAUGUCGCUCUUGCUGCUGGUGACUCUCAGAUCCACCUCUACGCAGACGACACCAUUUUGUAUACAUCUGGCCCUUCAUUGGACACUGGUUAACAAACCUCCAAACGAGCUUCAAUGCCAUACAACACUCCUUCCGUAGCCUCCAACUGCUCUUAAACGCUAGUAAAACUAAAUGCAUGCUCUUCAAUCGAACGCUGCUUGCACCCGCCCGCCCGACCAGAAUCACUACUCUAGGCGGGUCUGACUUAGAAUAUGUGGACAACUACAAAUACCUAGGUGUCUCUCCUUCCAGACUCACAUUAAGCAUCUCCAAUCCAAAGUUAAAUCUAGAAUCGCCUUCCUAUUUCGCAACAAAGCCUCCUUCACUCAUGCUGCCAAACAUGCCCUCGUAAAACUGACUAUCCUACCAAUCCUUGACUUCGGCGAUGUCAUUUACAAAAUAGCCUCCAACACUCUACUCAGCAAAUUGGAUGUAGUCUAUCGCCAUCCGUUUUGUCAUCAAAGCCCCAUAUACUACCCACCAUUGUGACCUGUACACUCUUGUUGUUUGGCCCUCACUACAUAUUAGUCGGCAAACCAACUGGCUCCAGGUCAUCUAUAAAUCACUGCUAGGCAAAUCCCACCUUAUUUUAGCUCAUUGGUCACCAUAGCAACACCCACCCGUAGUCUGCGCUCCAGCAGGUAUAUCUCACUGGUCAUCCCCAAAGCCAACACCUCCUUUGGCCGCCAUUCCUUCCAGUUCUCUGCUGCUAAUGACUGGAACGAACUGCAAAAAUCUCUGAAGCUGGAGACUCUUAUCUCCCUCACUAACCUUAAGCAUCAGUUGUCAGAGCAGCUUACCGAUCACUGCACCUGUACACAGCCCAUCUGUAAUUAGCCCACCGAACUACCUCAUCCCCAUAGUGUUAUUUAUUUUGCUUAUUUGCACCCAAGUAUCUAUUUUUGCACAUCAUCUUCUGCACAUCUAUCACUCCAGUGUUAAUACUAAAUUGUAAUUAUUUUGCACUAUGGCCUAUUUAUUGCCUUACCUCCAUAACUUACUACAUUUGCACACACUGUACAGUGGGGAAAAAAAGUAUUUAGUCAGCCACCAAUUGUGCAAGUUCUCCUACUUAAAAAGAUGAGAGAGGCCUGUAAUUUUCAUCAUUGGUACACGUCAACUAUGACAGACAAAUUGAGCAUUUUUUUCCCAGAAAAUCACAUUGUAGGAUUUUUAAUGAAUUUAUUUGCAAAUUAUGGUGGAAAAUAAGUAUUUGGUCAAUAACAAAAGUUUCUCAAUACUUUGUUAUAUACCCUUUGUUGGCAAUGACACAGGUCAAACGUUUUCUGUAAGUCUUCACAAGGUUUUCACACACUGUUGCUGGUAUUUUGGCCCAUUCCUCCAUGCAGAUCUCCUCUAGAGCAGUGAUGUUUUGGGGCUGUCGCUGGGCAACACAGACUUUCAACUCCCUCCAAAGAUUUUCUAUGGGGUUGAGAUCUGGAGACUGGCUAGGCCACUCCAGGACCUUGAAAUGCUUCUUACGAAGCCACUCCUUCGUUGCCCGGGCGGUGUGUUUGGGAUCAUUGUCAUGCUGAAAGACCCAGCCACGUUUCAUCUUCAAUGCCCUUGCUGAUGGAAGGAGGUUUUCACUCAAAAUCUCACGAUACAUGGCCCCAUUCAUUCUUUCCUUUACACGGAUCGGUCGUCCUGGUCCCUUUGCAGAAAAACAGCCCCAAAGCAUGAUGUUUCCACCCCCAUGCUUCACAGUAGGUAUGGUGUUCUUUGGAUGCAACUCAGCAUUCUUUGUCCUCCAAACACGACGAGUUGAGUUUUUACCAAAAAGUUAUAUUUUGGUUUCAUCUGACCAUAUGACAUUCUCCCAAUCCUCUUCUGGAUCAUCCAAAUGCACUCUAGCAAACUUCAGACGAGCCUGGACAUGUACUGGCUUAAGCAAGGGGACAUGUCUUGCACUGCAGGAUUUGAGUCCCUGGCGGCGUAGUGUGUUACUGAUGGUAGGCUUUGUUACUUUGGUCCCAGCUCUCUGCAGGUCAUUCACUAGGUGUGUUUCUGGGAUUUUUGCUCACCAUUCUUGUGAUCAUUUUGACCCCAUGGGGUGAGAUCUUGCGUAGUGCCCCAGAUCGAGGGAGAUUAUCAGUGGUCUUGUAUGUCUUCCAUUUCCUAAUAAUUGCUCCCACAGUUGAUUUCUUCAAACCAAGCUGCUUACCUAUUGCAGAUUCAGUCUUCCCAGCCUGGUGCAGGUCUACAAUUUUGUUUCUGGUGUCCUUUGACAGCUCUUUGGUCUUGGCCAUAGUGGAGUUUGGAGUGUGACUGUUUGAGGUUGUGGACAGGUGUCUUUUAUACUGAUAACAAGUUCAAACAGGUGCCAUUAAUACAGGUAACGAGUGGAGGACAGAGGAGCCUCUUAAAGAAGAAGUUACAGGUCUGUGAGAGCCAGAAUUCUUGCUUGUUUGUAGGUGACCAAAUACUUAUUUUCCACCAUAAUUUGCAAAUAAAUUCAUAAAAAAUCCUACAAUGUGAUUUUCUGGAUUUUUUUCCCCUCAAUUUGUCUGUCAUAGUUGACGUGUACCUAUGAUGAAAAUUACAGGCCUCUCUCAUCUUUUUAAGUGGGAGAACUUGCACAAUUGGUGGCUGACUAAAUACUUUUUUCCCCACUGUAUAUAGAUUGUCUAUUGUGUUAUUGACUAAUUGUUUUGUUUAUCCCAUGUGUAACUCUGUGUUGUUGUUGUUUUUAUCGCACUGCUUUGCUUUAUCUUGGCCAGGUCGCAGUUGUAAAUGAGAACUUGUUCUCAACUGGCCUACCUGGUUAAAUAAAGGUGAAAUAAAAAAUAUGAAAAAAUCUGGAUAUGUGCCAUGCCAUAGGCUGUAGCCUUGUUCAUUUAGCAGACAAGAUAUGCUUAUAAGUCCCAUGCCAUUAUCUUAUAUUAAUGAUUUUAUAGAAGAAUAUAAAUGACCUUUGAGUAAUAGUUUGACUGUGGUCAUGACUGCCGCUGUGGCGGUAAUACGGUCACUGCAACAGCCCUAAUCAUGUUUCUCUACCUAGAUCUCAACAGAAGAGUCCUCCUUCAGCCAAGCUGGGUCCAACUCUCAGCUGCCACUCAAGUCUGCUAUGAAAACUGUCCCUACUACUCACAACACAGAGGCACCCAACAGCAUGCACACUCUUUCAAUUAAUAGAGACACGCCGACUCUGUCUCCUCUCUCAGGCUCUCAGCAGACACUCUCCUGUGGUGACCCUGAGAGAGUGCUACUCGAGGUGAGUCUAUGCUUGUAUCCUCAUAUUCUACAACAACCACUUUCUCCUCAGAGAAUCUUUAGUAACUAUAAGCCCCAGCGUUGCUGUAGCGUAAACAGAGAAGCAUAACAAGCUAUAUGUGUUGCAGUAAUAUUGUAUUAAUAUUUUUAAAUAUCCAUUAUCCGUCUUCUCUCUCUUUAUCAGCUGCUAUGCCCAUUAUAGAGUAUAACGUUGCUGUAACGUUGUUUUUUAGGUUGUGCUAACGUUGUGUUAACUUUAUCCUAACAUUGUGCUAACGAUGUGUUUGUUAUUCUCUUCCUAUAAGAGCCUGGCAGAGCCGGAGGCUCCUGAAAGCAGGGGGCCCAAACGCGUCAGGAUCUCCAUGGCGAUGGUAAGACUGCCACCCUCCUUAGAGACAGUUGCUAAGUAACCGUUGCCUAGCGACCUAGCAUUGAGCAAGAGACCAACCAAAAUCAUUUUGGGUACUUCUACCAACCCAAAAUAUACUGUAGCUAAUAGCACUUGUGGGAGCGAGGGAAUGAGUAAUGAAGGGAGAGACUGAUGUAGGAAAGGAGAGAAAGCGAGGGAAAAAAGGAGAGAAGAAGGCAAAGUUGACCAAACCUGAGUUGAAACCGGAGUCAUUUUAGUGAUUCAUCUGAUUAUUUACAGUGAGUAGUUACAGGGGCAGAAGCAUGCACUUCUGAAUGUGGUUAUGUGUUAGUCUUUCAUUCUCCUAUGCAGUGGUGGUAUGUUAAUUAAGGAAAUAUUGAAUAUGUGUGCAUGUGCCGGGUAACAUAGAUAUAGUUAGAGGAUGCAAUAUUAUAUCUGUCCCAUUAUGGCGUCUGUGAGAGCAUGGGCAGUGCAAUUGAAGUCAUCUCCAUAGAGCUCACCAGCUUGUAGUUCUAAAAAACGGAAAUUAGUAUUUUCUACCGUUGGCCAUUCCAAUGGGGGAAAUUAAUGGGGAAAUAAUGUUUUUGGGGGGGAAUAUACGCCGAAAAUAAGGUCUGAGGUUAACACAGGCUUAGGAGAUCUUAUACGUUUUGUUCUAUGAGAUAAUAUCAGUCAGUUAACAUGCCGUUAUUUCCGGCAUUUAUUUUAAAAAACACAUUAAUUUCCCCAUAGGCUUUGGCCAACGAGCCAUGGCGGAGUUAGCCUCCGUUAGUGCCCACAAAAAGAUGCCAUUACUAUUGCUCUCUAUUUUGAAGUAGUCCAUUUUCUUCUUCUACUACUUCUAUAUGUUUUUAUUUAGUAUUUAUUAGGGAUCCCCAUUAGCUGUUGCCAAGGCAGCAGCUACUCUUCCUGGGGUCCAAACAAAUUAAGGCACUUAUAUUACAAAUAAAACAAAAGACAAAACAGUACAUCAUAGUUGGUAAACAAACUGAAAGGGUGCAUAAUGCUACCUGGAGUGUGUUGUUUGAACAGGUAUAAAGCCAAGGUUUGUGAUUUACUGCCUCCUGCAGUUAAGGAAUGUUUGCUCACAAGUACAAUUCAUUGGCUGAUCCCUCCUGAGGACCUGGAUGGAAUUCUUCCUUAAGGAAGUCCCACCCAGUUGACUACUUAAAAAUGGUGAAAGUCCUCAAUGGCGCUGCCCAUGUUAAAACUGGCUUUGGGGCACUAGAGUCCUCUAUCUACCUCUAUGGGGUGUAACUACUGUCUCUCUUUGUUUUCAGGAGUCUCCUGAAGUAGAGGAUGACAUGACCACAAACGAAGUAAGACUGAACUCUAAUUGGUUAACUGUCAUGUCAGUCAAUAACUUAAAAAUGCAGUGAUUGGUGUAAGUGUUGUAAGAGUUGUUAGACGGUCAUCAUUGAGGGAUUUUGUCAGCAAGGCAGCAUGGUGCAUCGUCCAGAAUCGUACAACAUCUCUUUUCCAUAAAAUAAAUGUUAGAAUUCUCUAACAAAUUUUCAUUGGGAAGGCAGAUAAAGCAUUUUUUUAUCUAAAGCAAUCCCUUUAGCAUGGGAAAACACAGAAUCCUACAAAAUACUACACGUGCUUAAUCAUGUCACUUUUGUUUUGAGCCGGCUUCGCCAUCGGACAGAGUGGGGCACAAUGGCUCACGCCCGGCAGGCAACACGGGUUCCAAAUCGAAUGUAAACAAAUUUCAUCCGGUGCAAAACACACCAACACGGGCGCCCGGCGAAGUUAAUCUAACACCCUCAUUGGUUGAGAGUUCUGAAUCCCCUCCCACAGAUAGCGGAGUGGGAGGAGCAACAGUUGGACGAGCCAGUGGAUUUCAACAACUGCAAGAUUGACCCUGCCCCUUUUCAGCUGGUGGAGCGGACGUCUCUGCACAAGGUGUGUCAUCAUCAGUUCACCUGUCAAUCAACCUGUCCCUUGUCAAUCUGCACAACCAACCUAGCUGUCAUCUGUUAUUUUGGAGGAACGCUUUACUUGUAAUGCUUAAGUGUCAUUGAAUCCACUGGAUAAGAGUGUCUGCUAAAUGACUCAAAUCUAAAAAUGUAACCAUGCAACAAGUGCAGACAAUGGCUGAGUUCCAUCCCUAAAACAUGAUGUUCUCUUCCCUCUGCCCUUGAUGACAUCCCUUUAAAUUGAUGGUGUUGGUGACAGAAAUGUGAUGGCACGCAGCUCCACUAGACCAAGGCUCUGCACUAGACUGUGUGAUUGUUUUAAUAGACAAUUUGUUCUCAAUUACAUUUUAAUGGAUGUCAUCUAUCGUUCUUUCUACCCACGCUCUCUCUCAUUUUCUCUUUGUCUCCAUCUCCCCCAUGUCAAUGUAGCUACCAUGUAAAUACAGCACAUAGAUUUUAUAGGCCACUGAACCUAAAGUGGGACCCUCCUUUCUCUUUCCUCUCUCUCCUUUGCUUUAUCCCUCUAUCUUGUCAUGUUGUUCCUUCUGAUCUGCUCUCUUGACUGCAGUCCUCUACCCUCUCUCUCAUUCUUUUUCUUCAGACUCACACCAUAUUCUCUCUGCUGGGGCUGGACCAUGCCUAUGUGACCAGUAUUGGACGACUGGUGGGAGUGGUCUCCCUCAGGGAGGUGGGUGUUCCCGUGCACUAGAACUCUGAUGUCACUGUGAUGUCAUGUAGUUUGUGUAGUUUGUAUUUUCAACACUGAUGUCAUCAUGCUAUGAGUGAUUUAGGGCAGUUCAUCUUAAAAUCCCCACAAGCACAUCACAGGAAACCUUCCUGUUUACUUUGGCUGUGAUUGUGUUUGAAUAUUGCCAUCACCUUAGAUCAGUCCUAAGGACAAUAUUGCGCUUAAUGGAUCAGCAGUAAUCUCAGGCUAAUCAAUUUGCUCAUUACAGAAAUUGCUGCAGAUUGAGGUUGCCUUGGCAACAACCCUGUGAGUUUGGAGAUCUGUAAUAUGAAUCACCACGUUGUUUACUCCAAAGUGACUCCAUAAUGUUCCAUCCUUGCUCCCUAUUUUAUUCCUCCAUCUCUCCCUCUCCUCUCUCUGUCCAACGUCUAGCUUCGCAAGGCCAUAGAAGGCUCAGUGACUGUGACAGGGGUGAAAGUUCGCCCCCCACUGGCCAGUUUCCGUGACAGCGGCAACAACACCACCAGUGUUUCGGAGGUGACAGAGCUACACAAGCUUUGGAACCGCCACAGAGGCCUCUCGUUACCACAGGAACCCACCCCGCCUGACAUGGAGGACCAAUUGGACGAUAUGUAUGAGGAGAGUCCUGUCCACUUCACACAGGACCAAUCAGAUUUGGAGUUUGAAACCAGCCCCGCUGACAAUACGGACCCGCCAUCGGAAUUGGUUAUUCAGGAAUGCCUCUCACUAACAGAGGACCAAACAGAAGAGUUUAUCUUAGAGUGCAGCCCUUCCCACACUGACGAAUCAGAGCUGGCCUGUGAUUUUGACCCCCCCCACCUCCCUGAGAUUUGCCAAUCGGAGACGGCGAAGGAACAUGGAACCCUGCCCGAGAACAUACAGCAAAUGGACCAAUCAGAACUGCAGUGUGAGCGAAGUCCCACCCGCACUGAGGACCAAUCAGAAUGACAGAAGGGGUGACGGAAAAUUAGGAGAUGAUUCAUGGUUCGUUGAGGUUUCUAUAACCUUACAGGUCAUUUUCACCUCAAUCUUCAAGCUGGUGUGUGUGCGUGUGCGUGUGUGUGUGUUGGUGUGAAUGAGCUUGUAUUCCUGUGUGAGU
Coregonus sp. 'balchen' is the source of this 17370-nucleotide messenger RNA. NCBI's taxonomy places the organism in Eukaryota, Metazoa, Chordata, Actinopteri, Salmoniformes, Salmonidae. The record is from the annotation of a GenBank genome assembly.